GCCGCCCGCCCGGCGGAUGUUGCGGCGCGGCCGCGGCUGAGGGAAGGAGCGGGGGCCGGCGGAGCGGCAGCGCCGGGGCCGCGCACGUCCCGAGAUGGCCGAUGAGAACGAGGAGCUGCCGGCGGACGAGGAGCUGCCGGCGCCGGCCGAGGAGGCCUUUGAGCAGCUGGAGAACGACAGCCCCGCGGAGCGCAGCGGGCACGUGGCCGUCACCGACGGGCGCUGCAUGUACGUCUGGGGAGGAUACAAGAACGCCCAGGUCCGGGGGUUUUAUGACUUCUACCUGCCUAGGGAUGAGAUAUGGAUCUACAACAUGGAAACUGGAAGAUGGAAGAAGAGCAAGACUGAGGGAGAUGUUCCCCCCUCCAUGUCUGGCAGCUGUGCCGUGUGUGUGGACAGAGUGGUUUAUCUCUUCGGGGGGCACCACGCCCGGGGCAACACCAACAAGUUCUACAUGCUAAAUGCCAGAUCCACGGACAAAGUGCUGCAGUGGGUGAGAGUGGAGUGCCAGGGGGUGCCCCCCUCGUCCAAGGACAAGCUGGGGGUGUGGGUGCACAAGAACAGGCUGAUAUUUUUUGGAGGCUAUGGCUAUUUUCCUGAAGGGAAGCAACGUGGAACGUUUGAAUUCGAUGAAACUUCUUUUUGGAAUUCAGGUCUUCCUAGGGGGUGGAACGACCACGUGCACAUUCUGGACCUUGAAACUUUCACUUGGAGCCAGCCCAUAACUACGGGGAAGACCCCGUCCCCUCGAGCCGCCCACGCCUGCGCCACGGUUGGGAACAGGGGCUACGUGUUUGGAGGCAGAUACAGGGAGUCCAGAAUGAACGACUUCUACUACCUGAACCUGGACACGUGGGAGUGGAACGAAAUACUCACCCAAGGCAUCUGCCCCGUGGGCCGCUCGUGGCAUUCCUUAACGCCCAUUUCCUCGGAUCACCUCUUCCUCUUUGGAGGCUUCACCACGGACAAGCAGCCCCUGAGUGAUGCCUGGAUUUAUUGUAUCAGCAAGAAUGAGUGGGUACAGUUUGAGCAUAACUACUCUGAAAAACCAAGGCUGUGGCACACGGCCUGUGCCAGCGAGGAGGGCGAGGUGAUCAUCUUUGGGGGCUGUGCCAACAACCUUCUGGCCCAUUCCAAAGCUGCUCACAGUAACGAAAUCCUGGUGUUCUCCCUCCAACCAAGAUCUCUUGUAAGGCUGUGCCUGGAGGCCGUGAUUUGCUUCAAGGAGAUGCUGGCCAGCUCGUGGCACUGCCUGCCCAAGCACCUGCUGCACAGCGUGAACCAGCGCUUCGGCAGCAACAACACCUCGGGCUCCUGAGCCCGGCCCGUGUGCUGAGCCCUCUGUGUGUAGGUAGUUGCUUCUCGCCCUCCCGUGCAUGUGAAUGGCCUAGAGAGAACCUAUUUUUGUGUGAGAUGUUCCAAUAAAUGUAUUUGAUGCCAGAGGAGCCUGAGCUUCAGCUGUAACCAGGUGUGGGGUUGUGCACCCCGAGGGGGUGAGGCCGACCCCGAGAGCGGGGGGAUGUCCAUGGGGACAGAGCUGGGAAUGCUGAGCGCACUGCGGCUCUGGAGUGUUGCUUUAGUGGUGUUUAGUGCACAGCUUCACGUUCUGCCACAGAUGCUUAAGGUCAGAGAAGCAGGAUCUGGAAGUUAGAAGCAGGAUCUGGAAGUUAGAAGCAGGAUCUGGAAGUUGUCCCAUUGCUGGUCGAUAAACUGUCGUAAACUUUGAGAUGUUAAAGCACCACUACUUUCUGCUUGGCUGUAGUUUGGUUUUGGUUGUUUUUUUUUUGGAAUUUUUAUGUUGUGGAACUUCAAUUGUGAACCUUAGGUAGCAGAUAUUCUGCCCUGCGAGUGUAACUGGGAGUUUGUGCCUGUUCCCUGCCCCUGGAGCAGCCCCAGGGAUGUCCCCUGGCUGCAGGGACAUGGAGAGGGGACACGGGGGACAGGGCCAGGCCGUGCUGCUGUGGGGAAGGGGGGAAUCAUGUUUUAAGCUGUCUUCAAAAACUAAUUAAAAAUGUUGACUUGUAGAAC
Molecule: messenger RNA, 2028 nt
Organism: Pyrgilauda ruficollis (rufous-necked snowfinch)
Lineage: Eukaryota; Metazoa; Chordata; Aves; Passeriformes; Passeridae
Gene: KLHDC2
Product: kelch domain containing 2
Exons: 14
Coding region: 95-1318 (407 amino acids)
Molecular function (GO): protein binding
Source: RefSeq, a predicted model, not a curated record